AUGUGUCGCCGCGUCUACAAGCACUACACAGCCUGCGGCUGCGUCCUCAACGCCCUCUUUUACGACAAGUGCGUCCGCGGCCCGGCCUCGCCCCUCUGCCAGAAGACAACCGGCAUCGUCACCCGCAACGGCGAGACGUGCCCCUACCACACCCGCGUCGCCCGCCGUCAAGACCGCCGCCGCCGCCAAGCUAAUGGAGGAACCCAAGACUCGGAGGAAAUCCGCAUGUCCAUCGAGGAUCCCUUCACUUUCACCGGCACCGGCACGGAGAUCACUCCCACGAAGCCCGAGGACCGCCACAAGCUGGGCGACUUCCAGUUCUUCACCAAAGACCUCGACACGUUCCUGAAGAAGUUGUCGGAGCCUGAGAAUGAGACCCCGACCGAGUCUCAGCCCGAGCAGAAGCUGAAGCAAAUGGGAAAGAACGAACAGCCCAAGGACAAGAAAGUGAGCCCCGAACUCUCCCCCCUCGCCGGCUGGUCAGACUGGACCGACGACGACGAGAACGACAACGCCAUCGCCCGCCGCAUUCGACGCGAGCGUCUUGAGAAGGAGUUCCGCGCCUUCGCCCGCGCAAACGAGAAGAAGAAGGCGCCCUUCGACUUGAGCGACGAGUUCAUGAGCUCCGACUGCGGCGAUGACAAUGACGUCUCCGACAGCAGCAGCUAUACGGACCCGGGUGACAUGUAUCCUUCGCCGAUGAGCUUGAGUCCGUACUUCAACAAUGACAAUGAAGGCGACGUCUCCGAGAGCAACGAGUCGUCGGAUACGGGUGAUGUUCAUCCUUCGUCGUCGAGCCUGGAUUCCGACCAGGGAGAUGACAGUGUCGUCCCCAAGAGCAGCAACAGCGAUUCGGACCACGGUCACAUGAUGUCUACGAUUCCGCGCCUGGUGCAGCGCAAUGGCGCUCUCUAUGCGGAUCUCUCGUGGAACACGCCUCCCGAGAACUCUGAUCGCAACAUGGGAGAGGGUGGAGAGACUGAAGACGAGGAGACUGAAGUUGAGGAAGCUGAAGAUGAGUCUGAUUACGACAGCGAAGACUCGGAUAUGCCCGAUGCCGAUGAGGAUGAUGAUGGAGACUACGUCCCGGAGCCUACCUGGCCUCCCACUGGGGUUGAGUGGACCUCCAAGCUCAAGUAUAUGAGUGGAAUCCCCCGCCGCGCCGCCGCGAUUAUCGAUGAUUGGAACUGA
Molecule: messenger RNA, 1191 nt
Organism: Colletotrichum phormii
Lineage: Eukaryota; Fungi; Ascomycota; Sordariomycetes; Glomerellales; Glomerellaceae
Exons: 1
Coding region: 1-1191 (396 amino acids)
Source: RefSeq, a predicted model, not a curated record